GAUUAAAAUCGGAAAUACUACUAAGCAACAGAAAUUGCCAAAUUGUUAUCGAAUUGUGAGUUGAGUAAAUAAGGUCGAAACAGUAAGCAUUCGGCCUUUGGUUAUACUUUAUGAAUAUAUUACAACUUACACUGGAGGGAUGUGUGAAGGAGUAAUAUCAAUCACACAUGUAGCAUUGACGUCGCGAUUCCAAAUUUCCACUAUAAUCCAAAUUGAUAAGAUUUACAGCUUGCAAUUAUUACAGCUAGUCAUAUAUUCAUUGAUGGUGCAGAUUUCCACCUUUUCAUCUUCACCAUCAAUAGGUACUUUUGCCUUCUUGUUCGGACACAGAUUGCUUGUAGGCCAUGCAUGUGUGGCUUGCUUACAGGAUGGACACGUAAUCAUUUUCGUUGUUUUAUUAUCAGCUCUGACUUCUUGGAGAGCUUCUUUUUUUACGCCUUUUUUGACAACACUGGCUUAG
Molecule: messenger RNA, 460 nt
Organism: Mycotypha africana
Lineage: Eukaryota; Fungi; Mucoromycota; Mucoromycetes; Mucorales; Mycotyphaceae
Exons: 4
Coding region: 140-460 (106 amino acids)
Source: RefSeq, a predicted model, not a curated record